Molecule: messenger RNA, 3684 nt
Organism: Parasteatoda tepidariorum (common house spider)
Lineage: Eukaryota; Metazoa; Arthropoda; Arachnida; Araneae; Theridiidae
Source: RefSeq, a predicted model, not a curated record
UCAACUUUGUCCUGAGAAAGCUCUUUGUUCAAUUGAUAAAUUUGGGUACUUAUUUGUAUCAUGAUUCUUAAUUAUUUUAAUGAUAAUGGAAAUAAAUAAGAAAACUAAUCGUUUUAAUCUUGCAUUAUUAUUUUUAGUGUUAACUAUAAAUACCUCAUGCUCAAUAAAUGAAGAGGAUGGUGACCUCAAUUAUACACUCCAAUGCUUUAAUUGGAAUGCUACUAUUCAGACUAAAGGCAACUCAAUUGCAAACCUUUUUCAAGCAUCAUUGGUGUUACUUCCUGAGUAUAAAAGAUGUUUCACAUAUUACAAUGUUUAUCUUCACCUGCUGAAACCCAAUCGUUUCAAGUGUAAUUUUUCCAAUGGAAUUAUGUUACCACACUCAACAGUUCUAUAUUAUCAGCCGGAGCAAGAAAGUUAUGAAGUGAAUUUCACUGAUCUUAAGGAUGGAUAUUAUUGCAUUUUGAUCGAACCUUGUGCUGGAAAAUGUUAUAAAACAUGGUUAGCUUCAGAUACAGUCAAAAUAGAAGGAACACAAACUGUGACAUCAAAAGAGAAUGUAAUAAAAGAAAGAACAUCAAGUGAAACAUCAGAUAUUCCUUAUAUCUCUGUUGUUUUAAUCCUUACCUUAAUUUUUGGUGUAAUAUUGUAUUGGAAUUACAAACAUCGAAAAGAAAGAAAAAUACCAGAAAGUAUCGUUGAAAAUGAAGAAGAAUUGCCUUUUCUUAAACCAAGUGAUACUGAAGUGUUCAUUCUCUAUCAUUCUGACAAGAGUACCAGGAUUCUUGUGGACCACCUUGCAAAGUUCUUGCAAAAAUAUGCUGAAUUCAAUGUCACAGUAAUUGAUGAUAGGCAUGCUCCAAUUCAUAUUGACCCUAACACCUGGUUAGACGAACACUUGCAGUGCUGCUCUUCAAUCAACGGGAAAUGCAGUUGCAAUAGAAGAAUCAUCAUUGUUAUGACAGAUCAUGUCAUAAGUUAUAUGCACCAUAAAAGAAAAACUGUUAAAGCUCUCAAUGAAUUAGCAAAAAAUGAAGAAAAAAGCUGCACUUUUUCAUCUUGUUCUUCUGAUUAUAAUGAAGAAAAGAAAUUCCCUCUUCCAUCUUGUUCUUCAGAUUAUGGUGGCAUAGAAGUGGAAUGGUUUCGUUAUGGAUUAGACAAGAUCCUUGUUGAUUGGUCUAAAUGUUUAAAAGACUACACCCAUUUCCUUGUAGUUUAUUUUGAUGACACUCUCUAUGAUGAAAAUGAUGAAGCGCUCAUGAUUGCACCUGAUGUUCGAUUUUCCAUUCAACGCCACUUAGUGAGAUUAUGCCUAGAAUUGAACAAUUCAAUUAAUGAUGUUUCACGCAAAGAUAAAUUGAUGAAAUAUCUUGAUAAACAUCCCAUAUAAAAUAUUACUCUAGACAAGGUUUGUAAACAAUGAGAUUUGCUCUUCCUGAGGUUUCAUUCCCAACUUAUGCGAGGUGUCACAAGCUCACUGGAGACUUGGUGCUAGUUCGAGCUAUCGUAUCGUUUCAUAUUUGUAUUAUAAACAACUUUUUUCAAGUCUCGUAUUUUGUUUUAUAUUGUUAUUUAUUUUAAAUAUGAAUUUACUAUUCUAAAGCAGUUUCAUUUAAAACUCUUAUUAAAGAUUUUAGUAGAGAUAUAAGCAAGUAAUCCUAAAUCAAUUAUAAAGGAAAAUCAAAAUUUACCAUCUUACUUUCAAUGUAAAAGUUAUAUCUUAUUCUAAAACUAAUUAAUCCUUUUUUUAAAUUAUAUUGAUAAGUUUUUAAAAAAAUGUUCUAGUCAGAUAGUGUCUAUAUUUAACAUAAAAAGAAUAAUAUUGCUGACAACUAUAAUGUGAAAUGUUGAAGCAUACUUCUUAAGAAUUUGUUUGUUAUAUUACUACUUAUUUGAGCUUUAGAAGAAUAUUAAAUUGUAAAUUAAAUGCUUUAUUACAAUUCAAAAAAGUGACCACACUUGGCACAAUAGUAAAUAUGUCACAUAAUUUUUUUGCUAUGGACAUUAACUGGUUUACUAAUAUUUUGUUCUGUUCUUUGCUGUUUUUAUUUUUUAAAUGUGUGUAAGUCUUUUAAGCACAAAACCUUGUCUCCAAGAUAGACCACCCCAAACAAUGCAUUAGAUUCAAAUCAAUAAAUAGGCAUCAAAUAUGGUUAAUGCAAAUCAAAAUAUGGCAGUAACUUAUUUAAUUUCUGAGGAAUCUAGUGACAAUGGAAGCAAAUUAUUUUUAAAAAUUGAUUUGUAAUACUAUAUAUUGAUUAAAUUAGGUUUUCAACAUUGCCCAAGAUAAUUUUUGUCAUCUUGUUUAUGUUUUGUCUUUGUGUGAAACAUGAAUUUUUAAUUUAUUUUAUAUAAAUACUUUUCCAAUUCCUUUUUUAAAAAAAUAUUUUGAUUAAUUAUAAUGAUCAGUUUUACAUUUGCUUAAUCUUUCAAGAUGUACUGAAUAUACUAUUUUCUCUUUAUACAUAUUUUUUUUAUGCAUUUACUUUAACAUGAAAGUAUUUGAACGAGUUGUAAUCCUUGUUAUUAUAAAUUUUAUUUGCCUUUGAAAUUGAUCAAAAUAUUUUUAUAUACAUUUUCUGAAACAUCAAUAUUUUAGAAAUACAAUACUUUUAAAAAUCUUUUAAUGAUUUUUUUUUUGCUUACGAUGAACAAUGAACAUUGUUUCAUUGAACAAUGUUUGAAAAUAAAUAUCAGGUAUUAAAUUUUUUCUUCAUAUUAUCACACAUUUUAGAUUUUGUAGAAUAGGUGAAUUUGGUUACAAAGAGCAAGUGGGAGCUAGCUUGGAAUUUGGAGAAAAAAAAUUUAAAAAAAGGGUUUCAUCUUAAACAGAUAGUGGAUAUAUUUCCUCCUUUUUCCUAUGGUAAAUUCUUAAUUUUUCUAGUGAUAAGUACCCAUUUUAUAUUUUUGUCAUUGAUAUAAAAUAUCAGUAGCAGUUUCUGAUUGAUACUAUUUAAGCAAAGCAGUUAAACCAGAUCCUGUAAGAAUGUUCAUUAAGUUUCUGAAAUCAUUAUUCAAAUAUUAUGUUUUAUAAUUUGUUUGUCAUAGGGAAUUGUUUGAAAUGUUGUUUGAAAAAAGAGAUUCGGGUUAAAAUGCUGAAUUGUGAUCGACUAGGGUUCAAUAACCACUGGCAGCUUGAAGCCCUCUCAGUUUCAGAUUGAUAAGUAUCUUAUUGUCUAAAAAAUAAAGCCGUCCUGUGCAUAUUGCUGACCAAGUUGCCACAAUCAUAUUGGUCUUGAAAUUGUGAAGCCUUAACCUAUAUAAUCCCCUGGCUCACAAUGGGUUAUUGCAAGAGUGCUGUUAUUGAUAAAAAGAAAUAUUAAAUAAAAAAAUAUGCUAUGUGGCAACCAUAAAAUGUCAUGUUUAAAAAAUCUGCUUUUUAAGCCAAGUAUUCUUUAAAAGUCAAAGCGAUUCAGAGCAGGCUCACAAUCAUUUAACUAGUCCACUUUAUAACAUUAAAUUAUUGACAACCUAUGAACGAUCAAGUGUAAAGAUCUAGUCAUUUUUUAAAGAAAGAAAAAUGUAUUUUUUGGAUAACUUGUAAAAAUAUUUAUCUCCUGUUACUUAAUUAUCAAAGUUUAUACUGUUAGUCAAGCAAUAUUUUAUACUGUACUUACAAUGUUUGCUACUUUUGAUAAAAAUGUAUUUAUUGGUCUCUUUUAAAAAUAAAAAAGACAAGAAAAU